AUGCCUUCCAGUCGCACAUCAGCUGAUCUCAGUACUCUAGUACUGUUUGUCAACGGGAGAAAGAUCGAGAUACAGAACCCUGACCCGGAAACGACCCUGGUGGACUUUCUUCGAAGAAAACUGCAUCUGACGGGCAGCAAGCAAGGAUGUGGGGAAGGAGGUUGUGGAGCCUGUACUGUCAUGGUGUCCAGAUACACACCCAGUGAAGACAUUACAGAGUAUCCUUUUAAAUUCAACUCCUGUCUGACCCCUUUGUGCAGCUUGCAUGGACUUGCAGUGACCACGGUUGAAGGCAUCGGCAAUGUGCGAGGCAAACUUCAUCCUGUACAGCGUCUGAUUGCUGAGAAUCAUGGAUCGCAGUGUGGGUUUUGUACACCGGGAAUUGUAAUGUCCAUGUACACACUUCUACGCAACAAGCCACGACCAACACAGAUGGAGAUACAGGAGACGUUUGAUGGAAACUUGUGCCGAUGCACUGGCUACCGACCAAUUCUGGAGGGAUUCAAAACCUUUUCUGUGAAUUCCUGUCCCAAGGGUGAAAAUUGCUGUCAGAAUCGAGUGACUUCUGAUCAAGACAAUAACUACGAGGAAUUUCUGUCUCCAUCGUAUGAUCCAUCCCAAGAGCUAUUGUUUCCUCCUGAACUAAAGCUUCUCUCAGAGAAAUUGCACAAAGAGAGCUUGAGAUUUGAAUCACCCAGAGUCACAUGGUUGUCUCCGUCAUCACUGGCAAAGUUACUGGCUGCUAGACGAGCCUACCCUGAAUGUAAACUUGUCAAUGGAAACACAGAAAUAGGAAUUGAAACCAAAUUCAAGAAAAUCAUCUAUCCUGUACUGGUAUCUGUUGCCAGGAUUCCUGAACUAUCUCAGGUAGAGUAUGAACAAGGAGGUAUCAAGCUUGGAGCCUCCCUACCACUGAGCAGAAUUUCUGCUGUACUGAAAGCUGCUGUUGCUCAGACU
Molecule: messenger RNA, 957 nt
Organism: Candidula unifasciata
Lineage: Eukaryota; Metazoa; Mollusca; Gastropoda; Stylommatophora; Geomitridae
Source: the annotation of a GenBank genome assembly